AUGUACACACUCAACUGCGCCGACGGCCUCUCCCUCGGCACAGACGUAUACGUCCUCGACAUACACAGGACAUCUGUUGGUCUCGCUUCUAUCUCAUCAGACCAAUUCCUCUCUGUCCUCGACCCAACUCGUCUCUCGGCAGGCCCUCUGCAUCGUCUUCCCACUCAGCACGGCAACUUGACCACAUUGCGUGUAUUUGAAAGCAAUGCUUCGGUUGUGUGUACUUCUGGUGAGAAUGGAACUGUUGGUGUGUGGGAUUUGAGACAGGGUGCGAAUGUUGUGCAGUUUCAAGCUAGCCAAGCUCCUAUUCUAUCUAUGGCUUGUAGUUUUGAUACACAGACCAUCGCCGUAGGAACAGAACUCCAAAACCACACAGCAUCAAUCCAUCUCUGGGACGUCCGCUCAACACCAUCGUCCAAAGCACACUACCAAGAAGUCCACAGCGACGACGUAACAGACCUAUCCUUCAACCCCUCCAACUCAGCUCUUCUCCUCUCCGGCUCAACAGACGGUCUCGUCAACGUUUACGAUACCCGCGUUGCAGACGAAGACGAUCUCACAGUACAGACUUGCAACGUCGACGCUUCUAUUCACCGUGCUGCGUGGCUUUCAGCGACAGAAGUAGCUGCUCUAUCUCACGAUGAGCGCUGUGCUCUUUAUGAUGUCAGCGAGGAGCGCGCAAACGGUGAUGCCGUACAGGACUUUGGCGAUAUGAGAUCUGCUCUGGGAUGUCAGUACGUCGCCGACAUUACGCCCAAGAUGGAUGGUAGCGGAGCUAUUCUCGGUGCUGGAGCUCAAGAUAAACAAGCAUUUGAGCUUGUCUUUCUUGCUAAGAAUCCCAAUGGCGAGGGAUGGGCGCUGGAUCGGGAGAACAGCGUUGGCUUGCCUGGUGCUCAUGGGGAGGAGAUUGUGAGGUCUUUCUGCUUCUUUGACGAGGCCCAUGUGGUGUAUACUGCCGGUGAGGACGGAAAUGUCAAGGCCUGGAGGCCCAAUUAA
This is a messenger RNA of Fusarium proliferatum ET1, 996 nucleotides long. RefSeq lists its product as uncharacterized. The record is from RefSeq and is a predicted model, not a curated record. The transcript is spliced from 4 exons. Gene Ontology annotation, molecular function: protein binding. Lineage: Eukaryota; Fungi; Ascomycota; Sordariomycetes; Hypocreales; Nectriaceae. The coding region runs from base 1 to 996 and encodes 331 amino acids.